Dermochelys coriacea (leatherback sea turtle) is the source of this 1238-nucleotide messenger RNA. RefSeq lists its product as uncharacterized. The record is from RefSeq and is a predicted model, not a curated record. NCBI's taxonomy places the organism in Eukaryota, Metazoa, Chordata, Testudines, Dermochelyidae. The transcript has 6 exons. The coding region runs from base 312 to 1238 and encodes 308 amino acids. Gene Ontology annotation, molecular function: serine-type endopeptidase activity. Gene Ontology annotation, cellular component: extracellular region. Gene Ontology annotation, biological process: complement activation.
CCCUCGUCUGCUGCCGGCCCCAUGUCCCGAGGAGGAGUGUCCAGGUUGGGGGCCCGUCCCCGGGCUGUGAGGGGCGGCCGUGGGGCUGGGCCAGGGCUGAGGCUGUGUCUCGGAGCAGGGACGGUGGAGAUCCCCAUCCAGAGCAGGAUCGACCACCCGAGCUACAACGUCACGGCCAAGGCUGGCCAGGGCAUCCCAGAAUACUACGACUACGACGUGUCCCUGAUCAGACUGCAGCAGGCCGUGCAGUUCUCGGGGCGGUCAGACCCAUUUGCCUGCCCUGCACGAAGCGAGCAAACCGAGCUCUGAAGAUGCCCCAGGGGACGACGUGCAAGGAUCACGAGCUGGAGCUGCUGGGCCUGGAGCAGGUCCCCGCCCACUUCGUCUCCCUGGCCAGCGAGAGGUUAAACGUGCAAAUCAAGACCAACAAGUCGCGCCCUUCGUGCAUUGCUGGCGCCAUCCAACGCAACAUGAUCUAUGCCAACGUGUCACACGUGUCCCGGGUGGUGACCGACCGGUUCCUCUGCUCCGGGCAGGAGGCCAGCGCGGCUCAGAGGAGGCAUCUACCUGCAAAGGUGAAUCCGGCGGGGGGUUGUUCCUGGAGAAGAAGAAGAUAUUUCCAGGUGGGCGUGGUGAGCUGGGGCACCUACAACCCGUGCCCGCUGAGGCCGAAGAAGAACGAGGAGGUGACGAGGAGGCGACCCCCCCGGGCCACGUCCCCCGCGACUUCUACAUCAGCCUCUUCAGGGUGCAGGACUGGCUGCGCCAGCACCUGGGGGCAAGGACAGAGAGACCUUUAUCCCCUAGUGGGGACCCCCUGCUGCCCCUCACGGCCUGCGCCUUCCCCCACAAUAGCAGACUGUUUUCUAACUCGGGAUCUCUGUCUGGUUUGUGCCCCGGCCUCCAGCGCUGCGAGCUUCCCCAUGGCAGUGCCUCCGGCCUGGCUCCCUAGCGCUGCGAUCUUCCCCACGUCAUUGCCCCCGGCCACACAUCCCCCCCACCGCAAGCUUCUCCAGAGCAGUUCCCCUGGCCCGGCACCCCUCCCCGGCGCUGCGAGCUUCCCCAUGGAAGUGCCCCCGGCCGCACAUCCCUCCAGCGCUGCAAGCUUCUCCACAGCAGUGCUCUCAGCCUGGCACCCUCCCAGUGCUGCGAGCUUCUCCAUGGCAGUGCCCCCAGCCAGGCACCCCCCUCAGCGCUGCGAACUUUCCCAGGGCAGUGCCCCCUGCCUGACUCCCUAG